GUCAACCACAACAACAAGUCACAACAAGCCCUUUUCGGAUAAGGACCCUUUUCCAACCCCACAUUAUCAUCUCCCUUUCUCUAUAUAUUCAAAUCAAAUGCAACUCUGUAUUCAACAAACACAAGCCUUUAUUUCUUUUAUUGCGUUAGCGUCAUUUCGUAUCAAUAGUUUCAGAUUUCAAUUAUUGGGUUAGGUGAUACAUUAUUAUUCUCUCACUACAUUUGUGCGAUUUCAGAUUCUUGAACUUCUUGCGUGAUUUUUUUUUCAUUCUUGAUUGUGGGAUUUGCGUUUGGAUAACUCUGCUUGGUUUUUUGAGGAUUCAAAAAAAGAAAGAUGUCUGCUGCUGUGGGUUGUGGGUCUGUAUCGGGUUCUUGGGCUCAGAUUAAGGACAGAAUUAAUUUGGGGAAUAGAAACUGUAGAAAUAAGAAUGGAUUUAAGAUUAGCUGUGUGUCUUCUACCGUAAGCGAUUCGUACAAUACUCUGAGAAUUCGUCCUGGUGCAUCUGAAUCUGAGGUCAAGAAAGCUUUUAGGAAGCUUGCUCUUCAGUAUCAUCCUGAUGUCUGCAAAGAAAGCAACUGUGGCGAACAAUUUCAUCAAAUUUACGAAGCAUAUGAUUUUGUGAUGAGUCAUUUGAGGGAUGAGGAGAACAAUGAUGUGGUGGAGCCGAAGAGAGAUAUGAUCAACAUGUAUGAUGAUUGGGAAGAUGAGAUGGGGGGUUAUGAAGCAGAUACCGAUCGACCUGAAGAGAUACGACCUAUAGAUGUCGACCUACAAGAACUCGACCAAACAACUGACCUCGAGAUGGAAAAAGCCUCAAGUGGCAGUUUAAGGGAUUGUAAAAGAAAUGAUAACAAAGAGAAACAAUGUGAAAUCAACUUGAAAAUCGACAACUUGGAUGAGGUGCAGAUAAAGUACCAUGGAAAAACAGUGCCCCUGAGUAGGGUGCUUCAAGAGAGAGAACAAUGUGAAGGAUCAUACGAGCUGCAAAGAAUCAGCCGUGAGUAUAUUAAGAGGGUACGGGAACAAGUGAGUGUGUUGGAAAAUAAGAAAUAUCGACAUGAUUAUUUGAGCCAAAAACUGAAUGAGCGUGAGGAACGUGUCGAACGUAAGAGACGAAAGCUGCAAGAGGAGAAAAUAAAGAGAGAGAAGGAAGGUCUUGAGAAGGUAGAUGAGAUAAAUGAACAAUUACAAGAGGAAAGAGAAGAAAAGAAUUAUCUCAUGACUUUGUGUCAACAACUUGUUACAAAGGAGCGGCAAAGUAAUGAUGAGCUGCAAGAGGCUCGCAAAGUACUGAUUGAGGGCUUGAGUAGAUUGCCGAGUAAUAGCCAUGUUCAUAUUGGGAUAAGAAGAAUGGGGGAAAUAGAUUUUGAAGCCUUGAGGGAUGCCUGCUUAGCAAAAUCAAGUUUCUCUCUCUCAAGUGAAGAAGUUGAGAUGAAGGCUGCUGAACUUUGCUCCUCGUGGCAGGAAAAAUUUAAAAAUCAUGAAUGGCACCCAUUCAAUGUCGUUGUGGACGAAAAUGGGAAAGCUAAGGGCAUUUUGAAGGAGGAUGAUGAGCUACUACUUGGCCUUAAGGAAGAAUGGGGAGAUGACGUGCACAAUGCGAUUACUACGGCUUUGUGGGAACUGAAUGACUGUAACCCGAGUGGCCGUUAUACGGUUAAUGAGCUUUGGAACUUCAAAGAAAACUAGUAAGGGACACGUGCGAUG
Molecule: messenger RNA, 1707 nt
Organism: Striga asiatica
Lineage: Eukaryota; Viridiplantae; Streptophyta; Magnoliopsida; Lamiales; Orobanchaceae
Source: the annotation of a GenBank genome assembly